AUGUCCGAGGUCCAGUACAAAGAUUAUCUUGCAGCGAGGAUACUUGUCGAGCAGAAACCCGUGACCUACCGGCUGCUGAGUCGGGCUGUCAAGACGAAUGUGAACACAGCCAAAUGGAUGCUUUUCGACUUUCACCAGAAGCAAAAUGCGAAGAAGCCCAAUUCUGUACACGCAACCUACCUUGUCAGCGGCACGAAGCGAAGGACCGAACAACUCAAUGGUUGUAAUGGGCACACUGGGGACGAUGUUGACAUGCGCAGCUCACCCUUCAUGAGUUCCAUGCCUGAGGCCGCAGAGCCAGCUGUCGAGUCUACAAAGAAGCUCAGCAUCGUGCUGGUGCGUGAAGAAGAAUUGGAGAAAACUCGCGCUGAGUUCGACAACGAGACGUCUAUACAUAUUUAUAGCUUACAGUCCGGUCCAAUAGAGAAUUUAGGUAUUCUUUCGACUUGCAACCACGAAAUUACCACGGAGCAUCCAGACGAAGACCCUAUGCAGCGGUGGAGGUUAUAUGGGUCUAUCCACAACCCCUAUAUACAGCGAAGAACUGCCAAAUACGCACCCCCAGCCCCAACCGCAACUGCAAAGUCGACCGUUAAACCUGCCGCAAAGACUACACCAAUGACAAGUGCAAAAUCGAAAGAGACGGUUGUCCCAGUUCGUCGAGGUAGUGCUUCGGAAGACAACAACUCUGGUCAGUCAACAUCUCAUCCCUCUACGGAUUCGAAUACAGUCAAGAGGUCGGAUUCCAAGCCGGGCAUGAUGAAGGACAAGUCGGCAGGUGAUAUAUUCAAGUCUUUCGCAAAGGCAAAGGGGAAGCCCAAGGAGACAGCGAAAUCCAGAGAGUCUACGCCAGCUCCGAUUGAAGAUGAUGCUAUGCAAGGCAUGUCGGAAGACGAAGGAGACCCUGAUGAUGAGCCAGAAGUUAAAGUUGAUGAAGAGAAGAAUGAAGCUGCCCGCAAAGCUCGCGAAGAAAGAGCCGAACGUUUGCGAAAGAUGAUGGAGGACGAUGACGAAGAUAUGCCAGAUGCGCCAGCUGCGCCAGCUACGGUCGAGCCCCAGGCUGAAGCCACACCGACUGACACUGCCGACACGCCGGACGCCUCACAGUCAGCUACCGCGGCGCCACCUGCGAGUACGACUCAGAAUGGUCGAAGACGUGGCCGCAGACGCGUCAUGAAACAGAAAAAGGUCAAAGAUGAAGAUGGCUACCUGGUGACCAUAGAGGAGACUGUCUGGGAAUCCUUCUCGGAAGACGAGCCGGAGCCCAAGAAACAGAAGCCCGCACCAGCUAAGCCUUCCAGUUCGGCAAAGGGGAAACCAGCUGGCAAGAAGGGCCAGGGGAGCAUCGCGAGUUUCUUCAAGAAGGCUUGA
Plenodomus lingam JN3 is the source of this 1371-nucleotide messenger RNA. NCBI's taxonomy places the organism in Eukaryota, Fungi, Ascomycota, Dothideomycetes, Pleosporales, Leptosphaeriaceae. The record is from RefSeq and is a predicted model, not a curated record.